Molecule: messenger RNA, 1273 nt
Organism: Phycodurus eques (leafy seadragon)
Lineage: Eukaryota; Metazoa; Chordata; Actinopteri; Syngnathiformes; Syngnathidae
Gene: cdc42se1
Product: CDC42 small effector 1
Exons: 5
Coding region: 167-472 (101 amino acids)
Biological process (GO): regulation of Rho protein signal transduction
Cellular component (GO): plasma membrane
Molecular function (GO): small GTPase binding
Source: RefSeq, a predicted model, not a curated record
AAGUCUUCUCUAAUCGAGUCAGUGAGACGCAGGGAGACGAGUUGGGAGUCCAUCUACUUCAAGUCCGAAGUCUGCUUUUUCGUGAGUAAGGUCGCAUGUGGACACAACCUCUGGUCCCACCAAAAACACAUCCGUGACUGUCUGGCCGGCUGGACGUGUGAAUUUUAUGGUCUCUUUCCCACCUGGAUUAGUCGCCGGCUGCACUUCCCUCUCCCGGCCCGCAGGGCGGCAGCAGAGCGCGGGCAUGAGCGAAUUCUGGCACAAGAUGGCCUGCUGCGUGAUCGCAAAAGCUCCGCCGAAGAAGAGGAGGAGGCGGAUCGAGCGCAGUAUGAUCGGCGAGCCGACAAACUUCAUCCACCUGACGCACAUCGGCUCGGGAGAGAUGGCCGACGGGCUCCAGCCUUCGGGGUCCGUUCAGGAGCAGAUGAGGUCCAAAUGUCCAAACAUGAACGGCAGAAACAGUCUUUUAUAGCCGGCGUCCCACAGUGCUGACCGUCCUCUCCGCUGACUCCUCCGGUAGUCCCGGCGGCGGUGUGCCCGCGUUCCGUCCGGCCACAGGGGAGCGCCGUCCUCGUGAGCCCGAGCCCGUCGCUUCCUUCGCCAAAGACGCCAAAACCUCACGUCCUCCAACUUCCCGUUUGACGCCAACACGGACCAACUCGGAAGGAGAAACUUGAGCAAACCAAUGAAACGACGUCGCCGCUCGAGGACAAAGUAGAGAUGACGUCACUGGACUCCAUUACCCACGAUCUCUUUCUACUCAAAGUGUUUGUUUUGGAACAUUUCCCAGCAUUCCCUGCUCAAGUUCCCGGGAUGCUUUGCUCUCUUGUAGGUCGGUCACAUGACCCGAGCGAUGACAUCACGGUCUGAUGCACUGGAGGACUUCCGCUUUCAAAAACUUUCUGAUCAUGUGACUGCUUCCUGACUUGUCAUUGGAGCAAUUUUGUGCGCUUUCAGGUCACGUGAUCACCAUCUUUUCCCCCUGGAUGCUAAUGCUAACGCUACAGGACAUUUUUUUUAAUAUAUUUUUUUGUUUGUAAUGACAGUUUAGCUUAAAAAAAAAAAAAACAUGGCAAUGUGUCACCACGUUUGCAUUUCAAAUGAACUUUGACCUCAACACAAGCUCAGGGUGACCUUCAGAUGGUGUGAUAUCACACACACUUGAUGUUUUGCUUACGUAAUGCCAGCCGCACGCACGCACACACAGAUGCUAAGCUAAGCUAAACUCCGCCUGCUGGUUAUGUAAUGAUGAAUAAAGCCACGCUUCCCUCCA